This is a messenger RNA of Astyanax mexicanus (Mexican tetra), 6409 nucleotides long. RefSeq names its product transmembrane protein 65. Bases 445 to 1161 code for a protein of 238 amino acids. Gene Ontology annotation, cellular component: mitochondrion. Gene Ontology annotation, biological process: cardiac ventricle development; regulation of cardiac conduction. The transcript has 8 exons. Lineage: Eukaryota; Metazoa; Chordata; Actinopteri; Characiformes; Acestrorhamphidae. The record is from RefSeq and is a predicted model, not a curated record.
GAGCGCUUAGUAUGAGCGAGCGCUCUUGCGUUUAAAGUGCCCUAGUUAUGCCCCCUCUCUCUGUGUGGCAGUUAUUUGGAGCGCGACCGCUGAGUCACGCCCAGCGGCGAGAACGUAAGCCCCAGUAGUUCACUGUAAAAAAAAAAAAAAAGGGAAAAACACAGCGGCUGGUGAAUGUCGUCAUAGCGACGUAAAGCCCGAGCCGAGGCGAGUUAGCGUUAGCUGAACAGCAGCGGGAGACGGAGGAGCGGCGGAGGCUGGAGCGAAGCAGGAGGACCGCGGGGAGAAAUGCUCGAGUUCGGGUCAGUUUUCCGGGCGGCGGGUAACGUUAUCUGCUGCUGCUGAGAGAGAGACAGAGGGUCGGUGGAUGGACACGGGGUUUCAGCGGCUCUGACUGCAUGCUGAGCGGCUAGCGGCGGUAACGGGACACGGAGGCUUCUCUCUAUGCUGGUUCCCCUCACUCUCUCCUCCAUGUUGCCGUGUGUGCGGAGAGCCCUGCAGCCCACGCUGCUCAGGGUCCUUAGGCCACCUCUGUGUGCAGCCAAGGGCCACGCUGCCAGUCUGGGCACACACGCCCGCAAGGAGCCUGUGGAGCCUUUGACUUCACCACAGGGAGCACGAGACUUUAUCUACGGCCUGCAUCCGUCUGAGCGUUCAUGCCUGCUGCGCGAACUGCACCGCUUUGAGUCUAUAGCCAUCGCUCAAGAGCAGCUGGAAAUGGCUCCCCCAACUGCAGCUCAGCUCAGAUAUGUUCUGCUUCACAAUGCUAUCCCCUUUGUUGGCUUCGGCUUCCUGGACAAUGCCAUCAUGAUUGUUGCGGGCACACAGAUCGAGCUGUCCAUAGGAGUGAUCUUGGGCAUCUCAACCAUGGCAGCUGCUGCACUGGGAAACCUGGUAUCAGACUUGGCUGGACUUGGUCUUGCAGGUUAUGUGGAAGCUCUGGCUUGCAGGCUUGGCAUGCAGAUUCCGGAUCUGAGUCCCAAACAGGCUGAUAUGUGGCAAACCAGAGUCAGCUCUCAUACCGGCAAAGCCAUCGGAGUGGGCAUCGGCUGCAUCCUAGGCAUGUUUCCCCUCCUCUUCUUCAAAGAUGAUGAUGAGAAGAAAAAAGAGGGAGGGGAAGAGCAGACAUCUUCUCCUGCUGUCACCUCCAAAAGCGCAUGAGGAGAACGAACUGCUGCUCCUCCUGUAAAUGAAAGAACCCUGGUUGAACCAUUCCUCGAGCUGCUGAUUGCAGCAUCAUUUCACCCUGUUGCAGCAGGCACUCCAUCUCCAACUAACACCAUGCGCAUGGAUUUCUUCAACAGAGUCAUUGUUCUGGAACUCUGAGGUACUUGGGUCAGACUUUCAGGCAGCACACAGUUCCUGAGGUAUUGAAUGAGCAAAUGAGCUUCCUUCAGCCAUUCAAGCUGAUGCUUCAAUUAUUUAUAUAUAUUUUUUGUGAGUUCCUCCUUCAGGAUUUAUAACCGAAAUGUCAUCAGGUGUGGGUGAAGGUCACGCUGACAGCCCAUAAAGAACUGUAAAGCCGACAGGCCAGCAGGGGUGCAGAACACUGGGGUGUCACUAGAGACACAGCGAAUUCAGUCAGAGGGCCCUAUCUUACACCCUGCGCAAGGUGUAUUGUGAUGCCCAUUGUUAUUUUACACCCCACCAACAGCCUGCGCCAUUAAAGUAGCUUCGGAGCUUGUGAAUAUAUCUACGCCAAUAGACAUGGUGGUCUGAAAGUGAGGUUUGUUCAGAUAAAUUUCUGGUGUAUUGCUAUCUUGGCAAUGUAAAACACAGGUGCACCACUGUCUAAAAUUAACCUAGAUAACAGUAAUUAUUCAGAUGUUCAUUGCUAACUUGGCAAUGCAGGCGCUGGAGGUGCCUAAUGGGGGUACACCCCCACUUGUUACAUCCACAAGGACAUGCAGCAGUGCACAAACCCAACUUUUACAUCCACAAUAAACAGAAUACAAAAUUAAAUCAUAAAAAACAUUGCUGUUCCUAUAAAUGACCUGUUUGUGCACCUUCACAGCGUAAACAAGCAGGUCAGUUUCCUCUGCUGAGAAGCAAAGAAAGCAGCACUGCGCCGUUAAAAUAGCUCUCCGCUAAAGCCAGAGCGCACCUGGCUGUUAAAUGGAAUGAGAGGUGACAAACAGAUUGGUUUAUUACACGUUACACCCAAAACACACCCAUUUUAAUUAAUUAAGAGGAAUAAGUAUGAGCCUUUUGUGCAUUUCGUGCCGUAUGAGGUGUACUUUUCCUGACGCUAUGAUAGCAAAGACACACUGGCACGCGCCGUAAAUCAAGCUAAGAGGUGUAAGGUUUACGACUCACCUAUAGAUGUACUAAAAUAGGGCCCAAAGCUGCUAACAUGUUUAACAUGGCUAACCGUGAAUAAUGACUUUUGGAAAGCAUUUAGCAUGAGCUACUUUGCGUAAUGCUGGCAUGUAGUACUUUUUAUAUUUAUUUUAUUUUUUUCUUUUAAGUGUUUUGUUUCUUACAAGUGUGCAGUAUUUGAUUUGUGAAAGUAGAGAUACUUUGAAUCAAGAAGAGACACAUUUAGAGUUUUUAGAUUAGCUAAUUUACUUGAAAUAUUUGAACUGACAUGUACUGUUAAGUUAUUUGAAUUGUGGAUUGAAUUGUUACUCCUGUUCUUGCUGUUAAUUUGAAUGGACUGAGUUGUUAAAUUUGUGUUUGAGCGCUUUCUUUUUGUUGUCAGCAAAAAAUAAGGAACUUCAGCCUCCAAGCUCUAGAAUUCAUGUCUUCUUUAGGAACCGCCUCCUAUUUGAGUGUGUCUGCAGCUGUGUUGGAACCUGAUACUGCCAUUGGAUAAACUGUUGUAUCAUCAUUGCAUCAUCUUACAUUAGAAGGCAGAACAUCAAGAAGAUCAGCACAUUCCUUCCUGCAUGGUGACCACGUGAACUGGAAAUCUUUGGACUGGGUCUUUGCUGAACCUUAAUUUGCUGAAUUUAUUUUAUUACAUUUUAUUUUGUUAGAACCAAUGAUUAGUUGAAAAAUGUCUCCACCCUGCCACCAGUGGGCGAUACUGACACAGGACUGAAACAAAAGAAGACAAAGUAAAAGAUCUGCAUGUAGAGUCUGAGCAUAUCUUCCUAAUGAAUAUUCAUAUUCUGAUAUUGCUUUAUUAAUAUGAGCUUUACUCCUGCAUAAUUGGAAGGGUUUAUCAUAACACUUUCAACGCACAAAAACACACAUAUAUGCCCACACAUUCACUACAUAUACCUCAGCCACAUUUCUUCAUCCAUGUGUUUUGUUAUGUGCCUUAAUGCAGGGAUGGCCAACUGGGGCCAUAAUGAAGAAAAUUCGUCGUUUAGGCGUGGCAUCCAUUGACAGACUCCCGUUGCCAACCCUGGCUUAACUCACACUGUAAACACAUAAACAUGCACACUGUUAAUGGAAACCUGACCCAGGAAAUAUCUGUUACAUUACAGUCAGUCUGUAUGUUAAUCUCUUACUACUGCUGAAUGUUUGCACACUAAUUUCAAUCUUGUUUCCUUUUUGUUUGUUUAAUUGCCCUGUGUUGUUUAAUGAAGUGUUGAGAAUUUGAAGAAGUGUUCUGAAUAUGAACAGGAUCAAGACGUGUCGACAUGGAGAGUCAGAUGAGAAAUUCUAGGACGCCAUAACCGUAGAAAUGCUCUGCCUCCAUCUCAACAAUAGAAAGCUUUCAGCUGCGUCGAGCACAUCUACGGACAGCUAAACGUGAAUCAGGGUAACAGGAUCUCACUGACCUCAUGUUGACCUGGUCACGUUGGGAGAGAACAGAAGUAAGCACAAGCACCUACAUACAGGCCUGUAAGAGCUGGCAUGAUAAACUCACUAUAAGUGUGUGUGUGUUUAAAUUUUUCAUUGUAAAUUCCAAAAUAGUCAAGCUUGAAUGAAGACAAAAUCAUCAUAUCAAAUAUGUUUCUACAUGGAAUAUAUAUGUAUAUGUACAUAUACAGUACCAAUCAAAAUAAAAUAUAAAAAACAUGGGAAGCUUUUGUUUGGGUGGGAAAUUUACAAUGUUUGCUUAAUACUACUGAAAGGCAGCAUUUUUAAAGGUGCCAAAGAAUAUAUAACCAUAUUUUUCGCACACCAGGUUAUAAGGCUCACUAUCAAAAAUUGUCUGUAUUAUAAGGCUUUAUGUCUAGCGGUUCGUCCCGCGUUGCUUUUUUAACACAGUAAACGCGCAGGCUACAGGCUGAUAAUACCCACCUCUGAAUGGCGAAAGAGCUAGUGCGGUUAGGGGCUAAUGCUAAGCUGUACGCUGUACUUCAGUGAAGUGGCUUUACUGCUAUUUACAAUCUGACUGAUAAAAUUAAAAAAAGCGCACUGAUGAUUUGAUGAUAAUCGUGAUAUUAUAUUUUGUAUGUAUUUGUAUGUUUGUUCACAGAAAAUAACAGUGAACAGUAUUUUAGCAAUUCAUGCAAUACCACACCAAUGCGUCGAUAACUGCGACUAGAUACACACAGUGUGAACUGCAGUAAGUGAAGAAAAAAAGUAUAUACUUCCCAAACUAUUAUUAGUAAAAAUGUAGCUUUGUUUUGCUAUUCAGUUAUCGUUAUGUCAGUGACACUGAAUGUUCUUAAAAGAACAACAAUAUUGUUUAUCGCAGUAACUUUUGGGACGAGUCUAGGAAGGUUAGCACGUAGCAUUACGGAAACAAUGUUACUGUAAUGUUCUGAAAUGUGUGACACAAUUAUGGUUUGCAUCACAUAACAUUAUUAGAAUGUUUCUCACAAAACAUUCCCUGCUAAGCAAAUGCUAAUGUUAUCAAAACGUUAAAGGUAACAUUACCAAAACUACAAAUAAAAUCACUGACAAAUUACAUUGCAGCAACAUUACCAUAAUGCCUAAGAACAUUAAAUAAAAAUGCAAGAUUUAACAUAAGAAGAACUGUGACCAGCAGAACAUUUUCUACUAACCAAAAAUUGUUAGCUGGGUUUAUGCCUUACCUGUUAGACUAGCAUUAGUUUUUUGUUUCUUAGCUUUCCUUCGCUUCCAUAUUCUUCUGAAGUAACCAUUGCAUUUAGCCUUAAUUUUUUUUUGGCUUGUGUCCGUAAUUGGCCUCUAUUUGGACCAAACUUCUUAUUACUGACUAAAACCAACAUAAGCAUGUAUAAUGGCUUAUUCUAAUAGACAUCAGUUUUGUCCAGUUUUAUCUAAUUCCACAUUAAUAAGUGUUAUAACAUCUGCAAAAUGUGUAUAAGGUUAUUGUACAUUAGGGGGUCACAAAAGGCUUAUGUAAGUAUUGUGCAGCCUUAUGAAUUCUGCCCUUCAGUAAGUAUUAAUGUUUUUUAUUUUUGUAGUUAUUUUGCUCAUAAAUUCAAUUACGAGUUUUCAGAUCAAAAUAUCUUGACUAUAAUUAAAAACAUAAACUUGUGCGCCGAGUGUUCUAGUGGUUUAACUAAAGCACUUCCACUAUGAUCUGGAGAUCGCCAGUUCGAAUCCCGGUCAUGCAGUUUGCCAUCUGCUACCAUUGUCCGGAGAGAGCACAAUUGGCGUGCAGUGAUGCUACUCGGUUGAAAAGAGACGGAGUCUUAACUUCACAUGUGUUGGAGGAGGCGUGUCCUAGUCUUCACCCUCCUUGUGUUGUGGCAUCACUUGUUAUGGGGGAUAUGCAGCUGAGUAGCAGCUGAAUGGGUGGGACAAUUGGCCUCGCUAAAUUGGGAGAAAAAAAAUAUAGAAAAAAACAUGAACUUGGAUGCAUGUUAAUUUAUGGUUUCUUCUAAAAUCCUGUGUUUAUCUGCUCCAGAGUUUGGCAAUACUUUGCUGAACAGAUUAGACAAACUGUGUUUGUGCAAUGGGUGCAAUGUUAAAAGUGAAAGCAUUCAUUAGAAUCUUCAAACUUUUGGACAUUGAGCACAAUUACAAUAAAAAAAGUACACUGAAACAUUUGACUGGUACUGUAUAUAUAACCGUAUAUGUAUCUGAAAAGAUUAAAGUGUGAAUGAGAGAUGUGUUCUGUGUUGAUUGCUGUGCACUAAAAUAAUCUGAGACUUACUCUGGCUUGUAGUGACUAUGCAUUCUAAAACCUGCUUAGGGCCACAAGAGUACAGGAGGUAGGAAGAAAGAGACCGUUUUAUACCUGCAUGCAUAUUAAACUAUUUAUUAAAACACUCUUUUAACGGAUUGCUUUGUACCAAUGUAAUUAUUUCUGUUUAGGAAGUCCUGCCUUAAUUUGCAUGUGUUAUUAAGAAAGUUGCUCAUUAAACAUUAAACUUGGAAAACCUACCAAGAAUGCUCUAAAAGUCUGAUGAAGAUACUACAGCAUUAUGUUUAACUAAUAAAAAACAGCAGAGAUGAAGCUCACUGAGUACUGAUGUCUAAAAGGACAUUUUAUUCAUGUUUAUGUAGAAAACCCUGUAUAAGUAAACUAAUAUUCUACUGAAAAAAAUCAAUAAAGUAGGUCUUGAGUUCUUAUAUA